This is a messenger RNA of Lasiodiplodia theobromae, 2190 nucleotides long. RefSeq names its product Integral membrane protein. Lineage: Eukaryota; Fungi; Ascomycota; Dothideomycetes; Botryosphaeriales; Botryosphaeriaceae. The coding region runs from base 1 to 2190 and encodes 729 amino acids. The transcript is spliced from 3 exons. The record is from RefSeq and is a predicted model, not a curated record.
AUGGACUCCUCCCCCAACCGUCGCAAUGGCUCGCCUCUGCACGGCGGCCGCGCCCGUCGCGCCUCCGCACACUCUGCAAGCUCCUCCGCCGACGGCGCCACCGCCCCGAACUCUCCUUCGCGCUUUGCUCAGCACACCAACCGUCUCUAUCCCGUAACCCCGCGCCCAGGCCUGCAAGCCCACCCGUCAGCCAUCCGCCUGCGACGCCUGCCGACGGAACAGGUCUCGCGACUGGAAACGAUCCCGAGUCUUCGCCAGCAGCACCACCAGCAGCAACAGCAGGAGCAGCAUGAGCAGGACCUGCGGCACCAGGCGCUGGAGAACGAAUGGCAGGCCAACAGGCGCCGCUCGAGCUCCGAGCCGCACCGGCCGACGUUCGACGUUGGAGAACUCACGCGUUCCCGCACUACUGGCCUGAACAACAUGCCAUCGGUGCCCGAGCUGCCGCAGAACACGGAGAACACAACCUUUGAGCCCGUCCAUCCGGCACGCCCGGGUCCGGCUGGCGGAUCGGGUCGCUUCCGGCGAGCCAGCGUCGCCGCGCUCAGCGGGCUUGGCCUGCAUCGGAAUGCUGACGGCGCGCAGCCGCCCCACCAGGCCUUGCCCGAGAACCUGUACGAUUCCAGGGUCGUCGAUCUGCUCGACGUUAUUGAUCCCGAGGUUUCGGCGCUGUCGUCCUUGACGAAUAUCCAGAACUCCCUUUUCGUCCCCCAGCUGGGCAGGUUCGUGAACAGGCGGCCGACGUAUGACUUGUCUCGCCUCCCCGCGUACCCUCAGCUGGGCGACAGGCAGACGUCGCCGAGGGAGAAGCAAGGCGAAUUCCAGGCUACUGCCACUGCUGCUGGUGAUGCCCCUGUCAGACCGCUGCGGCACAUGCCAGCAACGACUGAACUGCGACCAUCCAGUACAGAACGACCUGGGACUCCGAGCGAGCGUGCUUUUAGUAUCACCUCUGCCCUGAGUGACUCACGCUAUGCAGUGCUACCCCACGGAAUCGAGCUUGAGGGCUGGACCGAAGAGGACAAAGCUGAGCUGAACGACCAUGUACGGCACAUGCUUCACUCGCGUCGCUCGAAAUUCAAACGAAGCAUGAAAGGCUUUGGCAAGUAUGUCAGCAGGCCCUUGGGAUUCCUGGUGACUUUAUAUGCCACGCUCAUCACCCUCUUCGGCUUGGCUUGGGUGCUCUUCCUGAUUGGAUGGAUCUAUGUUGGCGACCGCCAGCAUUACAUCAUCAACGUGAUCGAUAACGUGUUGGUUGCCCUAUUUGCCAUUAUGGGUGAUGGCCUCGCUCCAUUCCGUGCUGUGGAUACCUAUCAUAUGAUCUUCAUAGCUCACUAUCACCGGAAGACCUGGAAGCUGCGGAAACAGAUGGCCCUACCGAAACUCGAGGACAAGAACGACCUGCCCAACGGGCCGGUCGUGGAAACCGAUAUCGAGGCUUCAAGACACGAAACUGAAGAGCUUAGCGUGCUUAACCCCAAGCAGCAGGCUACUUUGGUGCAUCACCAGGAGAAAUUCGCCAAGUCUCAUACUUUCUACAAGCCGCACGAGACGGAAACACACUACGCGUUCCCCCUGCGGCUCCUCAUCGUUAUCGUCGUGCUUCUGGACUGCCACUCCUGUCUUCAAAUCGCUCUGGGAGCUUGUACUUGGGGUAUUGACUACAAGGUCCGGCCUCAAGCGCUCACGGCGGUCAUUCUGUCAUGUUCGAUUACUGUAAACAUCACCGCGGGUAUCCUAAUUUCCGUCGGCGACCGAAGGACCCGCAAGAAGGACGUCAUCGAGAGGAUGUUCCGGCAAGAGCUCACGGAGGAGGCCAUUCACAAAAUGCAGAGACGGCAAGAGAAGCAUGAAGAGCGGUUAAGGCGUCUCGAAGAACAAGGCGAGGAAACGGAUCUGGAAGAUAAUAAUAGGGAGAAGAAAGGCCGCGUGAGUUUGGACAUCUUCAGGCGGAGUGAGGACAAGCCGCGCCGGAGCUUCGACGUGCUCCGGAAGCUCGAGGACAAGCCGCGUCGGAGUUUGGAUGCGUCGAGGAAGACUGAGGGCGUGCCUCGCCGCAGCCUCACCGUUACCAGGAAGAGCGACAAGACGGAUGAACCGCAGCCUCGCAUCAGCGAGGCGGAUUCGAGACCGGACGAGAGCGAUGUCAACAUAACCACCGUCGCCGAGGAUCAUCGGGAAAACAGGUGA